Rhagoletis pomonella (apple maggot) is the source of this 484-nucleotide messenger RNA. Its product is annotated as protein Wnt-5-like. The record is from RefSeq and is a predicted model, not a curated record. Gene Ontology annotation, cellular component: extracellular region. Lineage: Eukaryota; Metazoa; Arthropoda; Insecta; Diptera; Tephritidae. Gene Ontology annotation, molecular function: cytokine activity; frizzled binding. Gene Ontology annotation, biological process: multicellular organism development; canonical Wnt signaling pathway; cell fate commitment.
UCUACCGAGGUGAAACUCAACAAACGUGGACGACUACAGGUGAAGGAUCCACAAUUUAAAGUGCCAACGGCGCAUGAUUUGGUUUAUCUGGACGAGAGUCCCGAUUGGUGUCGCAACAGUCGACAGCUGCAGUGGCCAGGCACUCACGGCCGCAUCUGCAAUAAGACAUCCUCCGGUCUGGAUGGUUGCGGCAUUUUAUGUUGCGGUCGAGGCUACAACACCAAAAACAUUGUGGUACGCGAGCGAUGUAAUUGCAAAUUUCACUGGUGCUGCCAGGUCAAAUGUGAUGUCUGUGUGAAGGUGCUCGAAGAACACACCUGUAAAUAAGUACAUAAAUAAUUACGAAAAAAAGAAGAGAUUAUUACAUAAUAUCAAAAAAUAAUUAAUGGAUGAAAUGCAACUACUCAACAACACAUGGCGGUGACAAGAAAGCGAUAAAAACAUGCGGCGAUAAGAAAAAUAUUUAGUAGGGGGAAAAAGCAAA